AACGACAUCAAUCAAUUAGCUAAGUCAGGCCUGCGUUUCAUAAUCGCUACUAAUUUACAUAAAAGUCAAAUAUGGCUAGAAACCAAAGCACGAUUUAAGAAAGUGAAAUUGCACUAGUUUAAAGAAAUUUCAAAUGCAUGCUUUGAGCAUUAAAAAGUUCGAGUUCGUCAUAUCACCGGCUUGGGUGCCGGCUUCUCUACGCAUGUGUGAAAAUCUGCGCGCAAAGCCACAACAGAGUUUUUAAUUAUCACCCUGAACUUGGAUCCGAUCGGUAUAUAAGCCCUGUCCGCAGCUCCAAGCUGCAUCAUUCAGUUCUGCAGUGACUAACCAAAGCUAAAGGGAUACCAGCUUUUAAUCUUCAACUUUUGAGAUACCUUCGAAAAUAAUCAUCUAUAACCAUGCAUAAGAAUACUAUUUGGUAUGGAGCCGUGCUCCUGGUCCUCUACUACACCCUGGUCUUUUGCGAGGAGACGGAAAACGUCGAGCCUUCUGCCCAAGUGGAUAACCAAGCGGAGGAUACCUGGGAGAAUCUAGGCCGGGAGCUGGUGGAGUUCGAGGGACGAACUCGUCGUCAUCGUCAUCAUAUGUUCUGGUACCGCCACUUGUGGCCCAUUGCGAUCGCCUACUGGAUCAAGGUGAAAGUGGUGAUUGUAUCCUUCUUUGUGGGCAGUGCCAUCUACCUGGGUCUCCGCUACUUCUGGCCCCAUUCCAGGUGCAAUCAGGAGAUUAUCCUGGAUCAUCCACCCUCAUCCUUCAGCCACCACGAUCACAUUCCCUACUCUCUGGAUCAUGAUCACUCCGAGCACUAUGAGGGCCCCACAUCCUAUGAUUCCAGCCCCAGCUUCGAGCCCUACUCCGGCUACAGCAGCUAUGCAGGAUCCGAUAUUGUCUCCUCGGAUGUCCACAGUGAUUAUCACAGCGAGGGUCCCACCGGACCCACUGGUCCCACGGAUGUGCGUCGUCGUGGCAGGCGCAGCACUGAAGAUCAGCCUGAUCUGAUGCAGGAGGAUGAGGAACAGGCAGAGGAGGAUGGACAGGUUGAGAUUGUGGACGAGGAAAUCACAGAGAGCGUGGCCCGCCAAAUGCCAGCUGAAGAGCAGAUCGCCGACUUCAUGUUCGCCUUUCUGGGCCUGGACUCCAAGGCCUGCCGUCGCCGCUUCGUCUGCGAAAUGGAGUUCCGCUCCAAGCUGAAUCCCAUGACCAGCAUGGCCUUCCGCAUCGUAGGCCGUGGCUUCUUUGAGAAGUACACCAAUGCCCGGAAUCCUGUGGCCAGAGCCACCAACUUUGGGGAGUGCGCUGCCGUCAACCCAGAGUGCAUCUUUGUCGAAAACGAAGAGAGUCCAGAGGCGGAAUCCCAUCAAGCGGAGGUGGAGGAGGCAGAGGCAGCCACCGAAGAAGUGGCGGCGGAGGACUCCCAGAACGAGAUUAACCUGCAGGCGGAGAGGAGAAACGCCCAGCUGCGGAAGCGCCGGGGCGAUCGCAGACUCAGCUCCGUUGCCGAGCACAUCCUGAUGCAGUAGAUCCACCAAAUCGAAGUAAUCUAUGU
Drosophila ananassae is the source of this 1546-nucleotide messenger RNA. RefSeq lists its product as uncharacterized. Lineage: Eukaryota; Metazoa; Arthropoda; Insecta; Diptera; Drosophilidae. Bases 399 to 1520 code for a protein of 373 amino acids. The record is from RefSeq and is a predicted model, not a curated record. The transcript is spliced from 4 exons.